Molecule: messenger RNA, 1731 nt
Organism: Phoenix dactylifera (date palm)
Lineage: Eukaryota; Viridiplantae; Streptophyta; Magnoliopsida; Arecales; Arecaceae
Source: RefSeq, a predicted model, not a curated record
UUCCAUCCAACGAAGCUCUGCAAGGAAGAAGAUGGGGGAGAGUGCGGAGAGCCGGAAUUUGCUUCUGGACAUCGAGGAGUCGUCGCGAGCGUCGGAGGAGCUGCUGCAGUGGGAGCCGGUGCCAUGCAGGGUGCUCACUCGGGUUGCCGUCUGGGAGUCCAAGAAUUUGUGGCGCUUGUCAUGGGCCUCCAUAAUCAUAAUGCUCUUCAACUUCAUGCUCAGCCUCGUCACCCAGAUGUUCGUCGGCCAUCUCGGCGAGCUCGCCCUCGCCGGCGCCUCCAUUGCCAAUGUCGGAAUCCAGGGCCUCGCUUAUGGAAUCAUGCUGGGAAUGGCAAGUGCAGUACAAACAGUGUGUGGCCAAGCCUAUGGAGCCAAGAAAUACAGAGCCAUGGGCAUCAUCUGCCAAAGAGCCCUCAUACUUCACUUCAUAGCUGCAAUCCUCCUAUCGUUCCUCUACUGGUUCUCCGGCUCGCUGCUCAAAGCGAUUGGCCAAUCCGCCUCUGUAGCAUCGAUCGGCCAGGUCUAUGCUCGUGGUCUGCUCCCCCAGCUGGUAGCCUUCGCACUCUACUGCCCCAUGCAGAGAUACUUGCAGGCCCAGAACAUUGUGAACCCCGUGGCUUACAUAUCAGUUGCGGUGUUGCUGCUGCACUUGCUGCUCUCAUGGUUGGCUGUGUUUAUUCUCGACUUUGGGGUCCUCGGAGCCUCCCUCACGCUGAGCCUCUCUUGGUGGAUUCUUAUGCUUACAACAUGGUUCUAUAUAAUCUUCAGCCCAUCUUGUAGGGAGACAUGGCCUGGCCUUUCCAUGAAGGCCUUUAAAGGCCUUUGGUCUUACUGCAAGCUGACACUUGCAUCAGCUGUUAUGCUAUGCUUGGAGAUAUGGUACGUCCAAGGAUUUGUGCUUCUAACAGGCUACCUCCCACACCCAGAGGUCUCACUUGAUGCCAUUUCUAUUUGUGUCAAUUACUGGAACUGGGAUUUCAUGAUCAUGCUAGGAUUGAGCAAUGCAGCCAGCGUUCGUAUAGGAAACGAGCUUGGGGCUGGACACCCGAGAGUCGCGAGGUUCGCAGUCAUCGUCGUGGUCACGACGUGCGUCAUCCUCAGCUUGAUCAUCAGUGCACUAGUUCUUAUACUGCGCACUCCCUUGAGCGAGCUCUACACCAAUAGUACCGAUGUGAUCGAGGCAGUCAAAAAUCUGACGCCAUUACUUGCGAUCUCAAUCUUCUUGAAUGGAGUCCAACCAAUUCUCUCUGGAGUUGCUAUUGGGAGCGGGUGGCAAGCCAUAGUAGCUUAUGUGAAUGUUGGUGCUUACUACUUCAUUGGACUUCCAGUUGGAUGUGCUCUUGGAUUCAAGACAAGCCUAGCAGCAGCUGGGAUAUGGUGGGGUUUGAUACUGGGAGUCUUUGUUCAAACUGUUACUCUCAUAGUCCUAACAGCCAGGACAAACUGGAACACAGAGGUCAACAAGGCUGUCGAACGCUUGAAGAAUACAGCAGAGGAAGAUGCUCUUGCCAUAGCAGACAUUGAAUGAUCAAUAACAACAGUUUAGUUAUGGAGAAACUUUUCCACCUUGAGAAAUUUUAUUUGAGUCAAACAGUUUUGUCAUUCUCUAUGUAGUUGCUGAAACAAGGAAGAGUUUCAAAAAUCUCUAGAAGAACUCAUGAUUUUGGUGAAUGUGGAAUGUAAGAGAAGUAUAAAUUGUUAAUGCUAGUAUGAAGUGAAUUCAAUAGCUAA